CUUCUGUCUCUGUCCUUCACUUCCGCCGCGUCUCCUUAUCGGCCAUUUUUAAUUUAACUCUUUCAGGAAAAGUUAUGUAAACACAACAAAGCUACCAAAGGCGUUGAUGGUGACCUUCGCCAAACACACAUCAUCUGUAUGAUCACUCGAUGUGAUUAAGAAUAGGUGUGAGAAGAGGACGACCCCGGGACUGUGAGCUGCAGAGGGAACACUGAGAGCAGCCUGUGAGAACAUAAUCAGUAAACCGGGCUAUUUAAGGAGGGAGAGCGAGAGCAGAGGAGCUCUACAACCCGAGCACCGGAAUGUGUGUGUGUGUGUGUGUGUGUGUGUCUGAGAGAGAAAACCGCUUCCGCUGAAAAGUGAGAAUAAAACUGUUUUGCGAACUCAGUCUUUGUCCUGCCGUCCUCUGUGCUCCACCCACAUCCAGCGAACAUUUACAGUGGUGCCGAAACCCGGGAUCGUGGAGCACCUGUCCUGCAGCCCCAUGGAAUCCUCCCCGUUCGCGGACUUGAUCCACGCCCUCGCCACGGCUCAGCAGAGCCAGCACCAGGCUCUCGUCACGCUCCGGAAGGAGCAGGAGCAGCGCUUCGAAGCCCUGGUGCUGGCUCAACAGGAAGACCGAGAGGCGUUCCGGCGCCUCCUCGCGUCGGCGGGGUCCACCAGCGCACCGGCCGCGGGCCCGUCUCCCAUCACCUUGACUAAGAUGGGCCCGCAGGACGACCCCGAGGCAUUCAUCGCGUUGUUCGAACAGGUCGCCGAAGCCUCGGGGUGGCCGGUGGAGCAGCGCGCGGCGCGCCUCCUCCCCCUCCUGACGGGAGAGGCGCAGUUAGCCGCACUACAGCUCCCCGCCGACCACCGGCUGGCCUACGCCGACCUUCGCCGGGCUGUCCUCCAGCGCGUGGGGCGCACGCCGGAGCAGCAGCGCCAGCGCUUCCGCGCGCUGCGAAUGGAGGAAGUCGGCAGCCCAUUCGCGUUCGGCCAGCAGCUCCGGGACGCCUGCUGGCGGUGGCUGAGGGCCGAAGAUCGCGACGCCGAGGGGAUCAUCGACCAGGUGGCGCUGGAACAAUUCAUCGCCCGCCUACCCGCCGGAACCGCGGAGUGGGUCCAGUGCCACCGCCCGGCGUCGCUGGAUCAGGCCGUAGGACUGGCGGAGGAUCAUCUGGCGGCUGUCCCGGCGGCAGGACAACGGCUGUCAUCUUCUCUCUCCUCUUCUCUCUCUCUCUCUCUUCCCCCUCCUCCCGUGUCCCGUCCUCGCCCCAUUCCCCCACCACGGAGGCGGGGGCCGGCUCCACCCCAGCCGGCCCACCGCACCCGUGGUGCCCUCCCGUUUCUCCCUUCUGUGUCUGUCUCUCCCCCCCCUCAGGUGAGUGACCCUCAAACCACAGCUGCAGAGGGGAGGCCCGGGCCGGUUUGCUGGCGCUGCGGGGAACCGGGCCACCUGCAGCAACAGUGUGUCGCGAUGGAGGUGGGGGCGGUGGUGCGGAUCCCCGACGCGCCAGAGGCUGCCCUCGAUCAGGCCGGAGCAUAUCGCAUACCGGAAAACAUGAGGAAAAAGCAGAAUGUGAAAAACAGGAAGGCAGAAGAGACCACAGUUGUGCAGGAGUUUGCUGUGGAAAAAAUAAUUCGUCGAAGAGUCAACGAUGGAAAAGUUGAAUACUAUCUGAAGUGGAAAGGCUUCACCGAUGCUGAAAACACUUGGGAGCCGGAGGACAAUCUGGACUGUCCAGAGCUGAUUGAAGAGUUUCUCAGAAAUUUGGCUGUCUCAGGUGAGACAGAAAGAAAGGACAAUCUCCCUCUUGAUCCUGUUGUUCAACCCAAAGAAGAACAGACAGAGCUGGAUGCUAACAUUCAGCAUCAGCAACAGUCUGAGAAAGAACAGACAAUGUGUGAGACUGGGGAGUCUGCAGAUCACAACAUUCAGACCACCAACAACCAACCUCUCAUCCAAGAACCAGAACGCAUCAUUGGCUCCACUGAUCGAGAAGGAGAGCUCAUGUUCCUCAUUAAAUGGAAAGACACCGAUGAUGUGGCACUGCUGUCAGCCAGGGAGGCCAGUAUAAGAUGGCCCAAGAUGGUUAUCAAUUUCUAUGAAGAUAAGCUUAGCUGGCACGAGGAAGAGGAGCAGUGACGGUGAACUGAAGAAUACAUUUUGGCAGCUUUUAAAGUUUCCUCUCAAACAUGUCCAUUGGGUUUUCCUGUCUGUGAAAGUUCUUGUUGUGAAAGGUCUUGUUGUGAAAGUGUGUAAAUCCCCAGACACUGUGAAACAUGUCAUAGCACACUGAACUGCACUGUAGGGUGAUGUCUUAUCAACUCAUCUAGAUUAUAGAAUGAAUGGUUGGAAAAAUUGGUGCUGUAUUUGAACUGUGGGUCUGUUUAAAAUGUUACCUUAUUGCUUUACUGUCUUUCAAAUUUGACAUGGCUUGAAAAUGCCUAAGGGGUCACAUCAUAUACUAAUGAGAACUUGCGUAUUACUGUAGGUGUAAUCACUGUUACUGUUGGUCUCUGUGUUGCUGUUUUAGCACCUUCUUCUUCUUCUACUGUGAUUAAGACCAGUGAUCUGUGAAAUUUGUAGUUUUGUUCAUUUGCACAAAGAAAUACAAAUGUAGCAUUUAAGACCAUGUUUUCUUUAAAAGCACUCAGAGCAGAGUGUGAUAUUACAUCUCUGCCAGUGCAGUGCGUUAUGUUGUGAAAUGUAGUUUGUUUCACUUUCGUAGUCUCUUUAUGGUUUAUUAGGGGUUUUAAUGAGGAUCAAGAAACUACUGUUGACCUUAAUAAAUGUCAGAUUAAAUUGA
This is a messenger RNA of Neoarius graeffei (lesser salmon catfish), 2792 nucleotides long. RefSeq names its product chromobox homolog 3b (gene cbx3b). Lineage: Eukaryota; Metazoa; Chordata; Actinopteri; Siluriformes; Ariidae. Gene Ontology annotation, molecular function: chromatin binding; nucleic acid binding; zinc ion binding. Gene Ontology annotation, cellular component: nucleus; pericentric heterochromatin. Gene Ontology annotation, biological process: negative regulation of transcription by RNA polymerase II; chromatin organization. The coding region runs from base 485 to 2128 and encodes 547 amino acids. The record is from RefSeq and is a predicted model, not a curated record. The transcript has 6 exons.